Molecule: messenger RNA, 1329 nt
Organism: Prunus avium (sweet cherry)
Lineage: Eukaryota; Viridiplantae; Streptophyta; Magnoliopsida; Rosales; Rosaceae
Product: P-loop containing nucleoside triphosphate hydrolases superfamily protein
Molecular function (GO): GTP binding
Source: RefSeq, a predicted model, not a curated record
UUUAAGUUUAAAACUGAAACAUUAAUGUAUUGAAUCCAAAUUUGUUCCACAGAUAAGUCGAGCCACCGAAAGUUCAAACUCAGCCUCCAAUCCGUUGUCCAAAAAUGGCUUAGAUGGCCAUUUUUUUAUAGCCUCUCAAAACCUCUCUUGAACCCCAAAAAAUGUUACUGAGAAACCGCCUCCUGCGCCCGCAAAUCACUUCCUUCUUAUCACCAUCUUCCUCUCCACCUCUAAAAGCUCAGCCCUUCACUCUCUCGUUCCGAACCCUCAUCUCAAACCCGACCCUUCGAAACCCAACCCCAAACCGCCAUGUUUCAGCUUCAAAAGCCACAGCUAACCCAACAAUCUUCGACAAGACCCUCCUGUUUAUCCCGCCCGGCGUUGACCCGGCCGAGGUGACCGAGAACAUGGUGCUAUCCGGGUCGAAUAUCGUGCUCGGACCCUAUGCGGGUGACGCCAAGAUUAAGGAGGUGGAGUUCGUGAAGAGCAGUGCUAGAGCUAAGGAUUGCCCCAAACAUGACCGACCCGAAUUUGCUAUUCUGGGUCGCUCCAAUGUGGGCAAGUCCUCACUUAUUAAUGCUUUGGUUCGCAAGAAGGAUGUUGCACUUACAUCUAAGAAACCAGGGAAGACCAAGCUUAUCAAUCAUUUCUUGGUGAACAAAAGUUGGUACUUUGUGGAUUUGCCUGGUUAUGGGUUUGCUAAAGCUCCAGAAGCAGCUCGAAUGGAUUGGUCUGCAUUCACGAAAGGUUUCUUUUUGAACCGAGAUACUCUUGUUGCCGUGUUACUUCUAGUUGAUGCUAGUGUUCCACCUCAGAAGAUCGACCUUGACUGUGCUAAUUGGCUUGGACGUAACAAUAUACCAAUGACUUUUGUCUUCACCAAGUGUGACAAAAUGAAGGCGGGCAAAGGUAAAAGGCCAGAUGAGAACCUCAGGGAUUUUCAGCAGUUUAUUCGAGAAAACUACCGGGUACAACCCCCAUGGAUAAUGACUAGCAGUGUAACUGGCUUUGGCAGGGAUGAACUUUUGCUUCACAUGUCACAGCUUAGAAACUACUGGGAUCAAUAGCUCUGCAUAAUUAUAAGACUUGCUGAUUAAUUCCUCAACCUCAAAGGGGACACAAAGAACAAGGGACUUCAACUCAGUUUUACUGUGUUUUUUUUUUCUUUUUUGCUGACAGUUUCUGUUACUGGUUACCAUGAACUUUGCUGAAAAAAUCCCCGACUAAAAUUGAUUCAUAUUUGUAGCUUUGGCUGUGGUACUAUUCUUUGUGUAUAUAUAGAUGAAUGAUGUUUUACAGAUUAUACAGAAGUACUUAUUCAUUUUGAUC